Molecule: messenger RNA, 2387 nt
Organism: Cuculus canorus (common cuckoo)
Lineage: Eukaryota; Metazoa; Chordata; Aves; Cuculiformes; Cuculidae
Gene: GREM1
Product: gremlin 1, DAN family BMP antagonist
Exons: 2
Coding region: 193-747 (184 amino acids)
Biological process (GO): animal organ morphogenesis
Molecular function (GO): BMP binding; receptor ligand activity
Source: RefSeq, a predicted model, not a curated record
CUCAGCUGGCAGACAUUUAAAUGGGAGACAGCUCGGCGCUGCUGCAAUUUGUAGGCAGGAUCCGAGACUCUCUCUCUCUAUGGACUCCUGGGCAGCUCCGGGCUCUCACGCCACCCGCUCCGCCGAGUGACCGUCCGGGCAGAGCCCCGCCGAGCCUCCGGCCCCGCCGCGGAGCCGCCGCCGCCGCGCAGGAUGGUCCGCACACUGUAUGCCAUCGGCGCCGUGUUUCUUCUGAUGGGAUUUCUGCUCCCAGCAGCAGAAGGAAGAAAGAGGAAUCGAGGAUCUCAAGGUGCUAUCCCUCCUCCUGACAAAGAUCAGCCCAAUGAUUCAGAGCAAAUGCAGACGCAGCAGCAGUCAGGCUCUAGGCAUCGAGAACGAGGAAAAGGCACCUCGAUGCCUGCUGAAGAGGUGCUGGAGUCCAGUCAGGAAGCGUUGCACAUCACUGAGCGCAAAUACCUAAAGCGGGAUUGGUGUAAAACUCAGCCCCUCAAACAAACUAUCCACGAAGAAGGCUGCAACAGUCGUACCAUUAUCAACAGGUUCUGCUAUGGUCAGUGCAAUUCAUUCUACAUACCCAGGCAUGUCCGUAAAGAGGAAGGCUCCUUCCAAUCUUGUUCCUUCUGCAAGCCCAAGAAAUUCACCACCAUGACUGUUACACUCAAUUGCCCUGAGCUUCAGCCCCCAAGAAAGAAGAAAAGAAUCACCCGAGUUAAGGAAUGCCGGUGUAUAUCUAUUGACUUGGACUAAACUGAGAAGAACACGGUACCAAUUGCACUCUGACUGUAUGCAAUCAUUGCCAGCAUGAGAGUGAGUGGUGUGAACUGGCAUACCUUCGGGGCUGGACAAAAUUGUGAAUUACUUAAAACAAGAAAAGAAAACCCCCCCAAACCAGAAAAAAAAUUGAUGUAAGCAAAGGGCAAACCAGUAUGUUUGUGUGUAAGAGAGAAAAUGGAUGUGUACUAGCAAAUCUCUGAAUAUUCACUACAAUAAAUAGUUUAACAGGAGUAUGAAAUAUUAAAAAAAAAAAAUCUACUUACCUGCAGUCAUGGAUUAGGUUUCCUAGAGUACAUUCACAUUUUUGCUGCUUGGAAAAUGGAGCUGUGUCUUUUACUAACAUUGACCUGCCAUGCUUUUUGCUUUCACUGUAUUAAGAGAAACAUCAAAGUGAGAGAAUGAUAUUUUUGAAAGCAUGAUUCUGUUCUUAAAUACGAAAUAGGCAAAAAACAGUUCAAAGCAUAGCAAAACCAUCACUGAAAAUAAUAGCUGUAUCAAAACUUUGUAAUACAUUUCUUAAAAAAAAAUAACUGUAAUCCAAAAGCCAUGUCUGGACAAUAAUGAGGGGACAUGAGAGUGUUGAAAAGUCAGUGGAUGGAAAAUGGAGUUACAGCAAGUUAGAAUGCAAAAGGCCAAAGUAAGUAGACAAGGAGAGUGCACAAGGGAGUAGAAAAAGAAAAGAUACCUAAAUAGGAACACACAGAGGAAAAGAUAUUGUCUUCUGUUUAUGUUUUGCUUUAAUUUAUAUAGUUAGGCUUAUAUUACAUAAAUUAAAGAGAAACUAUAUACAAGGCUAUAAAUAUACUUCUGAAUUCUAAUGGCUUUCCAAAUCAAUCACCUCGCACCACUAGAUCCAUUUGAUGUCUUGUAUUUUUGGUAUCAGUUAUUCUUCAUAUCUACAUAUGUAUGUAUAUGCAGUAUCUUUUAGUCGUUGGUAUCUAUACGUACAUACAAUGAGUAUGCAUACUCUAUUGUGUGUAUCUGAACUCCUUCUCUUUUUCACACACAUACAUAAAAACCAUACAUAACCACAGCACGAAAAUCUUGCUAACCAAGAUCAAGUACUGAAUGGCAGUAAUUUAGUACAUAAAGAGCAAAGCAAAAAUUAAAACAAGCGUCAUGUGACAGCAAAUGCAAUAACCACACAAGAGACAAAAGACACGACAUUCAUGACUAGUAAACAUUGCAUUGUUAUUUUAGCUUUGCCACAGGCAUGCAGUUUGUUGAAAAAGAGAUGCAGAACUUUGCCAGCAAUAAUCUUUUUAUAUCUUUUACCACAGACUUGCGUUUAAACUGGAUUUGGGCUUAGUAAAGAGAGUUUUCUGAAAAUUAGGGCAAACUGCCCCUCUGAUUUGGGGAGGAGAAAAACAUAAAAGGGGACAAAGUACUUCCAAUAAUUCAAUGGAUCCUACCUGCAAGGUUAUUCCGCCUUUUCUUGCCUUCAGGAUUAGGAGCUUAAAUCUGAUCACAGCUGCGGGUUUUGACAAGAGCACAGAAGGUCCUGCAGAAGGAGUUGGUUUAGCAAAGUGGACUGUGGCCCAUAGGACCCAAGAGGUAGCCCUUCCGUGCACGUUGCCCUUGCUUUCCUGGGAGUCUCAUGGGAAGCCUGAGGG